Messenger RNA from Symbiodinium sp. CCMP2592, 6960 nucleotides. NCBI's taxonomy places the organism in Eukaryota, Dinophyceae, Suessiales, Symbiodiniaceae. The record is from the annotation of a GenBank genome assembly.
AUGCCCCCGGAGUUUCACGUCGCUUUGCGCAACAAGGACGUGGACGCCGCGGCCUCCAUCUGGUCUCGUGUUGCAGAACAAGCGCUUUUGCACCUUCAUGCUCAGCAAGUUGGCUCCUCCUUGCGCUUGGGGCAGCCUCGCGGUAAGAUUCAAUUCGAUUCAACGCGUGAGCUUCCGAGGUCUCAGCGCGAACAUGCCGACUGUCUUCAACUUCGGCGACUUGGUCGAGCGUUUCGGCAAGCUUCUGAGGUUUGCAAGUGUGGGCCUGGCACUCGGGCUGACCGCACGUGGCGGAAUUUGCAAUCUAUUCUGCCAGUCUGCCCUUCUCAGUGGCAAAGCGAGCUGAUGACGCUUUUGCAGGAUCGGCCUUGUCAUGACGUGGCGAGGAAAGUGAUGCAUCUCCUUCAGGCCGCUAUGCAGUUUUUGCAAGCUGAAAGGCAGAGUUUUCGUCUGAAGCUUUGGAAGCAAACCAUGCGUAGUUGUCAAAGCAAGGCUUCGUCCUGGAGAAAGACACAUGAGCUUCAGGUGAACAACCCACAUCUCAGUGAACACCGGCACUACUCUGCUGUUGUCAUGAAGGUCGGUGGCUCCUACACCAUUGACCCCACCAGGCAGCUUCAGGCACUCACUGCCGCAUGGGACAAGAUUUUUGGCAAGCAUCGGCACAGUUGCCCUAGCACUUGGCAGUUUUUGCAGCAUUAUGGGCCUUACAUUCGCAAGGAAAGCUUCGACCUGCAGCCUCUUACAAAGGACACUCUUUUAACCACGCUUCGGAACACUAAGAACAGCAGUGCUGGGCUAGACGGUUGGCAGCCUCAGGACUUGCGGCUGUUGGGCCAGGCAUGUCCGGAUCUCUUUUCCUUUUUGGCUCAGUUGAUGCAAGUUUGCGAACAGCAGGCCACGUGGCCUUCUACUUGGACCACGGGCUACGUUUCCAUGCUUGCAAAGGAAGUCAAUUCACAAGGACAGAUUGAAGAUGUUUACAACUUUCGUCCAAUCACUGUUCUCAGUGCACUUUAUCGUUUGUGGAGCCGGGCGCGCUGCUUGCAAAUCAAGGAUUGGAUCACCAAAGUUCUUCCCGACGAGAUAUAUGCUUUACGUGCCGGACAGGGCGCCGAUGACAUGGCGGUCAACGUUUCGGCGCUCCUCGAAGAAGCUGAUCUCAUGGGAGAGUGGUCUGGUGGUCUCAGUUAUGAUUUUGCUAAGUGCUACGACCACAUUAUUCCGAGCAUGGCAAUCGACGUGUUUCUUUACAGAGGUGCUCCACUGUCUGUGAUUCAAGGCCUGCGAGGUUUCUACAAAGCCCACUGCAAGCACUUCAAACUGGGCACAGCUUUUGGCACCGCCUACCAGCCGGCCAAUGGCAUUGUCCAGGGCGACCCUCUCAGUAACUUCCUUCUCGCCAGCCUGGUGGCCUGUUGGUUGGAGCGGUUGACGCAGGGUCGCUUUACCCAGGUUCGCAGGCCAGCUCGCGUGGCUCCUCGGGUCUACGUCGAUGACAUCAGUGCUACAGCAAUUGCCUCUGACCUGCAGGCUUUGCGGGCGGUUUUGCGCGACACGCACAGCACAGUGCAACAGUUUGCACACUUCAGCGGCAGCAAGCUAAAUCCUGGCAAGUGCUUUACUUACGGCGCCGCCGAAGUUUCAGGCUGUAUUUCUGAUAUACAGCACCACAAAGAUGUUUUUCGACUGGUAGGAGGAAGCAUCACUUGUGGAGCCUCCUCUUCUUGGACGCCCUUGAUGCAGAAGAGGGUUGACAGCUGGAUGGGCUCAGCGAUAGCCUGUAGCAAGCUUCCUCUUGGAUGGCAUGAUCGUCUCAAAGCACAGCAGCAGCUUCUCAGCCGUCUCACAUGGGGCCAGGGCACGCAUGAUUUGUUCAUUCCGAAGUCUCGCAUAGUUACUUUGCAGGCGACCAUGACCAGGUCUCUUCUUCGCAUUCAGUACUACAGCUUGACCCCCAUGGUUCUGUUUACUGUUGUGGUUAUGCCAACUCUGGAGCCUUUGUUCGCCAUUCAAUUUGCAGCUUUGCGAGUCUUGCAGCGGUUUUGUGCCAACAACGCGAAGCGGCGCUUUCUGAAUCUGCAUCUGCACGGAGUGACGGCCGCUCAAAAGGGUCCGCUCAGUCGUGCUCAACAACUUCACGCGGAUCCUGUUUUCCGGCCUGCAGUGCUCUUUGUUUUGCAGAAUGGUUCGGCUGACCGCUCUUGGGAACAUUCUCUUCGGGAGAGAUGGCGUCAGGCGCAGUGGAACAAGAUUGUGCAUGCUAGAGCUUGCUUCCAAGGCAUUCAGCAGGCCAAUCGUCAGCUUGCCACUGCCUUCCUGCGCGACCUUCAUUUUCAGUCGGAUGGUUACCAGAAGCUUUUGGACACAGGUGCGUCUGGACCGUGGCUUCAACAAGACCCUCGUCCACGCAGCAAGAUCAUGAUUUACAUUUUGACCGGAGGUUUGAUGACUCCUUCUCGUGAUGGCAGGCAUCGUUUUCGGCAGGAUGUAAUCUGUCAAAAGUGCGGUGUCCCGAGCGAAGUCGAACACAUCCACUGGCACUGCAAGCUCUAUGCUCAGCAACGGGCUCCUAUCCGUCGCCUUUUGCCUCGGAUCUUGAGAUGCCCUCCGUGCUUUCAGUAUGCGGCGAUCCCCACCGUCGACAUGACGUUUUCGAUCAAGGAGAUCAAGCUGAUUCACAGAGUCCUCAUCGACAUUUGGCAAAAGCACAUCCAAGAAUGGCACGAUGGAGAAGUUGAUGAUACGGGGCCCCCUGACGAUGACGAUGGUGGUUACCAGCAACGGCGCAGCGGGGUGAACUCCCCACCUGGCCCCUCUGACACUUCGAUGCCAGCUCCAGAUGCGGUUGACGGUCCUCCAAUCCCUGUUGACCGCGAGCAGCGAGGCCAUCGCAUCCGUUAUUUUGGAGGCAGUGCUUACUGUGUCAAAUGCGGUGCAACCACCUCCAGGUUGGAGCACGUCAAGCUGAAGAUCCUGAAAUCAGUUUGCCCUCACAAGGACCUUGCUCCUGAAUUUUGGGCUGACGCGCCUGGCAAAGUUCACAACAGAGCUAGACUGGAUGAGCAAGAACGAAUCUUGAACCAAAAGUACAAUGUUGCGAAGCAUGAUUUGGUUUGGAAUCGUUUGACUGGAAAGGACAAGAACAAGCCAGAGUCCUUCGGUCUCUUGUGGCCCCAGAAGGAGCCUUUGCCGGUUCCUGCAUGGGUGCAGCGCCUGGAUGCAUGUGCUGGCUCUUCGACAGAAGAGGGUCAACUUCAAGACACCUGCAGUGUCCUCAGCGACUACAGCGAAGCGUCGCAUCCUGGGCCGACGCCUCAGAUCGGUCUGGACUUUGGCCCCAACUUUGCAGCGCAGCUCCAGGCCUUCAUACAGGAAGCCGUGCAGCAGGCGUUACGUGGGUGGACAAAGGUGCAACGGAAGAAGGUUCCGCCCGAUGCCGAGGAUUUCAAGCUUCGGCAGCAAGAUUGGAGCGAUCCGCUCAUUUCAUUUUCGAGCUUGGCAAAGAAGCUUGACGACACAAAACAGGAUCAGGUGUGCAGAGGCGUUGUGCUCUGUACCCAUCAUGAAGCAAAAAUUGCGUCUUCGCUGUUUGCGGGCACCGCCAAAAAGCAUGCUUUCCUUGUCAUUGUGUUGGCCAAACAUGCUGCCAACGUUGAUGCCAAAGCCACUGGAGCUGCGCGCGAGCAAGUACCGGGGCAGGCAGGUCUGAUGUUGCGUUCGGCCGAAGCUCUAGUCUACAAGGUGCAUUCGCCAGGCCAAGCCCCGCCGCAACCCGUUGGGACGUCGGCGGAUCCUGCAAAAGAUUCGAUGCAGACAGAUGGCAAAGAGCCUCCGCCGAACGCCAAACGACAGCGGACAACGAUUCGCCAGACACCGCAGGGCCUGACUCUGCUUUCUCAACCGCGGGAUGGCGAUUGCCUCUUUCAUUCGUUCCAAGCAGGGCUUCAGUGCAGCAAAGUCUCCAUGGAGCAAUUGUUGAGGGCUGAUCGUCAAGCUUGGGUUCAGUUGGCUGAGUCGGUUAAGUCGCCUGACCCUCCUCAGAAGAUCUCGAAUCCGGAUAAGGGCAAUGGUAAGGGCCUUGAUAAGGGUAUCAAGAGGGUUGAUGCUUCUGCCGAGGUGAAACAUCCGGCCGAGGAAUUUUCGCUGGGUGUAUUGACAUCUGGCACCGCUCCUUCGCGCAAGGACGUUUUGCAUCUUUCCACACUUCUUCCCUUCGAUGCUCCUCAGCCUUCUCGGGAUUUAGGUAGUGCCGGUCAAUCGUGGACCACGGGUCUGUACACCAAAGGUGGUAUCACAGCCCUUCGAUCUAAUGUAAAAUCCUUUCCAUUUUCGUCUUCUCUGCUUUUUGCUUUCAUCAGAGCCAUCAGUCCUUCCUUCGAGUGUACUAGUGCUGCUCUCUUUGUCGACUCGCAGACGGCCCUGCACCGCGACAGCUACAAUGCGCAUCUGCCCAAUCUGUUGAUUGGGGUCAACUCCUUCUCAGGUGGCCAAAUUUGGAUCGAGGGAGAGGGAUCUCACCCAAUGACCGAUCCUUCAGGUGCCCAGCUUCACGGACAGCUGCACGAAGUCUCCCUCAGUCACCUCACCUUCGAGGCUUGGAAACACAGACACUGCACAAUGCCUUUUACGGGUGCUCUUGUAUCCUUGGGCGUGCCCUUGCCUUCCAUUGAGUGUGGUACCGAUGGUGCUCCUGUGCUGGAGCAUGGUGGUGUGUGUGCGGCUGUACGCAGCCUCGGCAUGCAAGGCUUUGCAAUCAAUCGUCAUCCCCGAAACACUCGGGCCCCUGUUGUCCCGCUGGACCUUUCCACUGACAGCGGCAUUUCGCUUUUGCGAGACAUCCUUUCGAAGGAUAAUGUUGUCGCUGUGCACAUGUCACCUCCUUCCAACUUCAGUGAUCUUGCGGUGAGCAUUUACAAGGAGUGCUGUGCCAAUGGUCUUCUUUGCUGCCUCGAUGCCCCGUGCAGCUCCAAUCUUUGGAAACUUCGUGACCUCCGGGGUGCCUGUCCGCAAAUUUCCACCCACUACAGUCCUUGCUUCGUGCACGACGGGCUGUGUCAGCCUCGGCGUCUGAUUCACAACUUCCCUGCAAUGUCAAGCCUUAGCUUUCCGUGUGGAGGGGGAUGCAAGCCACCAACUCCGGCGUUGCCUUUGUCUUCGUCCCCUGGUCAGCUUUGUGCCAUGGUAGCAAGGGCCUUUGCCGUUGAAUUGCAACACCAGGGCGCUAAGUUUCCUGCAGCUGAACUUCAGGAGCUUGGGCUCCCGUUGGCACGAGCCGCUCAGGUUGCCUCCGGAAAGCAACCCAAAGGCAAACGUGUUCCGCCUUUGGUCUCUGAGUACAAGUCCAUCAUCACUGUCACUGGCCCUUCUUGUGCUAUGCCCCCGAAGCAACUCUCUGAGGAUUGGGCCAUUCCUGCCAAAGUCUUGUGCAAGCCCUCCUUAAAGCAGCUACCCAAGACCGCCAAGCUGAUUCGCACUGUGCCGUCUGCUGGGGGUCCCUGCAGUGCUACUCGAGAUCUUGGUUCUGAUAGUUCGGGUUUAGCCCCUUCCUCCCCCGGGGAUGACUCCUUAAAGCCUAGUGCCCUGCUUGACUCCUGUCCGAAGUCUGGUGAUGACCAUUCUCUUGCAACAAUCCCGCAUGAGGAGCGAACUUAUGGUAUCGCGUGGACCCCAGAAGAAUUCGUCAAACAGGCUCGCGGAGCCCUACACCCCAAGCGUAUUGAAAACGGUGUGCCAAAGAUUUUAAAGGAGACCAUUGUGCGAUGCGCCCAGGAGUCGCCUGCCGACCUUGCCAAGGAACGCACUGCUACGUUGAGGAGGUGGAUGCUUACCUCCGAGGAGGCAGCAUCCCGUGCAGAUCCCUCCGACAUGCCCGACCACUGUGCCGCAGUUCUUGGUAAGAAAUCCAUGAAAGUCUUCAAAUCUCUUUUGACCGAGGCCGAGUACCCGGACACAACCUUGACCAAGGACAUCUCAACUGGGUUUAACCUUCUAGGCCCCAUACCCGCAUCUGGAGUUCUUCCCUCUAAGGUUUCCGCCGCCUCGCUUACCGUUGAAGACGUUCGUGCAGCCACUCCCCUUGCCAGGAAGGCCAUCCUGACCUCUACCAGAGAAGGUCUCGACCGCGAGGUGGCUGAAAGUGUCUACCAACUUACGAAAGAUGAGCUUGCGAAAGGGUGGCUUAAGGGACCUUUUAAGGAGUCGGACAUCCCCCCGGAUGCCAUAGUCACUAGAAGGUUUGGGAUAGUGCAAUCCUCCACCGAUGCCAAGCUAGGGUCAAUCAAGAAGGUGAGACCAAUAGACGAUUACACGGAAUCUCUUGCUAAUCUCACGAACAGUGCUAGCGAGACGAUCUGCCCUCACGGGGUGGACGUUGUGGUCGCUGCACUGUGUCUUCGCAUCAGGUGUGUAGACUCGAGUCUGCGACAAGUGUACCACGUGUACACUGACGCUUCCUACGACGAUCAAGGGGGUGGCCUUGGUGGUUUGGUUUACGACUUUAAAGGUCUGUGCCUUGCCUGGUUUAGCGAAGUAGUCACCUCCAAGGACCUUGAGAUCAUCAACCCCGAUGGUAAACUUACCUUGAUCUACGAGCUAGAAACCCUUGCCGCGGUUUUGGGUGCCACCCUAAUCCCUAACCUACGCCACUGCGACAUUGUGCUCUUCGUUGACAACGAAGCUUCACUGGCGGCUUUCAUCCGAGGACAGUCCGAUUGCCCUUUCGUGCAGUCUCUUCUCUCCCGCCUCUUUCAGGCUGAAGAAGAGCGUGAUCUUGCGAUCUGGUUUGAGCGUGUUCGCAGUGAAAGCAAUCCUGCAGAUGCCCCUUCGCGGGGCGACCACAGUUUUCCCGCCUUUUCCAGGCGGCGCUUCAAUGUGCAAUCCUUGCUGACCGAUCUGUGCGGUUCUCUUCAAGGGGGGGCCUCGCAAGGUACCGAUCUGUCAGCUCCCACUGCGAGUUAA